Chiloscyllium plagiosum (whitespotted bambooshark) is the source of this 2179-nucleotide messenger RNA. Its product is annotated as actin-binding protein WASF3-like. Gene Ontology annotation, cellular component: SCAR complex; cytoskeleton; lamellipodium. Gene Ontology annotation, molecular function: Arp2/3 complex binding; protein kinase A regulatory subunit binding; actin binding. Gene Ontology annotation, biological process: actin cytoskeleton organization; positive regulation of Arp2/3 complex-mediated actin nucleation. NCBI's taxonomy places the organism in Eukaryota, Metazoa, Chordata, Chondrichthyes, Orectolobiformes, Hemiscylliidae. The record is from RefSeq and is a predicted model, not a curated record.
CCCAUUGCGGGCAGCGAGUUGGUUCUCACCAGGACCCAGAUGCGGCAGCUACAGGUUCGCUUCCUCGGCCGGCAUCUUCAGGAAAGAUGAAGGUGCCUGAAGGGAAACGCAUCCUCAGCGAUCAGGUAUCGGGGGUUUAACCUGCCCUCAAAUCUGCACCAGACCACGGAAGCAGUAAGUGCACCAGAGAAACAUUUUUUUUAAAAAAAAUCCAAAGCUGAAAUUUAGAAGAAUGCAGAAACAUUCCAAGAAUUCCAGAUUAAAACCAAAGAAGAUUUUGAGUGUUUAGAAGAGGACUCCAGUACACAAAAGCAGAAUGAUGGUAUUGCAAACAAGGCCAGAAUUUACCAUCCUGGUUUUGAGAAGCUAACCAACCAUUUUGGAGAGCAGUUAAAGAGGCAGACACACUGUAGUGGGUCUGGAGUUACAUUAUCGCCCAGAUCAGAAGUUUGAUGUUCUGAACCAAAGAUGCCGCUCAUCAAGAGGAUCAUUGAACCUCGGCAUCUGUGUCAUGGGGCUUUACCAGAAGGUGUCACCAGUGAGUUGGAAUGUGUGACAAACAGCACAUUAGCUGCCAUUAUAAAGCAACUUGGCAGUCUCAGCAGACAUGCUGAAGAUAUAUUUGGCGAGCUCUUUAAUGAAGCUAACAAUUUCUGUAUGAGAGUUAAUUGUCUCCAAGAGAGAAUUGAUUGCCUGGCAAUUAAAGUCACUCAAUUGGACUCCACUGUGGAGGAAGUGUCACUUCAGGACAUCAACAUGAGGAAAGCAUUUAAGAGUUCAACAACACAAGAUCAGCAGGUGGUUUCACGGAAUACUAUUCCAAAUCCAGUAUUGGAAAUGUUCCAACAAUGUGACAAACCGCCACCUCUCAACAUCCUGACACCAUACAGGGAUGACAGAAAAGAUGGGUUGAAAUUCUACACCGAUUCCUCGUAUUUCUUCAAUUUAUGGAAGGAAAAGAUGCUGCAGGCUACAGAGGAUAAAAGGAAGGAGAAACGAAGACAAAAGGAGCAGAAACUGGUGGAAGACGCCACUCGUGAGGUGAAGAAGGUUCGUAAAGCUCGAACCCGACGACCAGAGUGGGAUGUGAUGGGACGCGAUAAAGAGUUUCGAGCUGAUCACAGGUUUUCUCCAUCACCCUAUCACGUAGCAUCUUCUGAAGGUUCAGUGUCACCUGAUACCAGGUCUUAUGUAUCUGAUGUUGGAGAGCUUUCGUAUCCUGCUAGUCCCAAUCAUCCAGUUCAACAGUCAGCCACCUCCGUUUCCUAUGUAGUACCUGAUAACAAAGAGGUCUUGUCAGCUGUAACCCAGGCACAGGAUCGUGCAUACAGACUACCUGCCACAAAUGUUCGGCAAGGCUCACUCACCAGACCACAGCAGCCCCAUCUAACACAGCCUACUGAAGCUACACUGAAUGGACCAAGACCCCAGCUAGUUAAAGACUACAGUGCACAGCCAGUGCAGUUGGCAGAGUACUAUACACCACCUGCUCCUGCUCCUCCUCCACCACCCCCUCCCCUCAUCCCAUCAGCACAAACAGCAUUUGACAGUCCAAUUUCUGCACCUCCACCUCUUGCAGUCAGUUCAGUGGCAGCAGUGGGCCGCACGUAUACCCCUUCCCCUCCCCCGCCUGCACCUCCAUUGUCUUAUACACCACCCCCUCCUGGUCCCCCUGCUGCACCCCCUCCUCCUCCACCUGGUCCACCCCUUCUAGCCCCAUCUCCGCUGCACUCUGCUUCACCACCCACUGCAAUUGAAAUAAAGAAAGCCCAAGCAACUCUGAUGCCAAUUAGUGAUGCUCGAAGUGACUUGCUGGCUGCUAUUCGAAGAGGAAUUCAGCUUCGAAAAGUACAAGAACAACGAGAGCAAGAAGCAAAAAAGGAGCCCGUUGGGAAUGAUGUGGCAACCAUUCUGUCCCGUCGGAUUGCAGUGGAAUACAGCGAAUCUGAUGAUGACUCAGAACUGGACGAGAAUGAGUGGUCUGAUUAAUAAGUUGAUUCAGUAAUGUUCUAUGGAAUGACCCUGCCAACAAGUUUUAUUUUGUUUGUUUCUGAUGAAGUGGAAUGGUUGGUAAUUGCAGUUACAUUUACAUGUUUUCAGUUAAUGCAUCAGGUUAACUACACUCAAGCAAAGUGCACAUAAAAAUACGUAAAAUAAAUCAUUGUUGUUCAUCAGCUUG